Molecule: messenger RNA, 2158 nt
Organism: Glycine soja
Lineage: Eukaryota; Viridiplantae; Streptophyta; Magnoliopsida; Fabales; Fabaceae
Product: protein CbxX, chromosomal-like
Exons: 7
Coding region: 227-1681 (484 amino acids)
Molecular function (GO): ATP hydrolysis activity; ATP binding; protein binding
Source: RefSeq, a predicted model, not a curated record
AACGAGUAGACAGAGAAAAAGAGAAAGGAAGAUAAAAGGAAAAAGGAAGGAAGAUUGGCAGAGGAUCGAGGAACGCCAAAGACUCAAAGGCGAAUAUUUAGCUGAAAAUAAAUUCACACAACCCAAAACAAACGCUUUCUCUUUCUCUCUCUUCAAUCGUUAACCUUUUUUUUUUUUUUUUUCCUUUCUUUCGCUCUUCUUUCCUUUGGUAAUUGAAUUCAGCAGCAUGAACAACAUCAACAACAACAGGUCUCAGGAUCAACGCUCAAGACCUGCCAAGGCAGCCACUAUCCAUGGCUGCGCCCUCUCCGGCGACCUCGUUGGACUCCAGAGACUACUUCGAGACAACCCUUCUCUUCUCAACGAGAGAAACCCUGUUAUGGCACAGACACCACUUCAUGUCUCUGCUGGUCACAAUAGGACUGAGAUAGUUAAAUUUCUUCUUGAUUGGCAAGGGGCAGAUAAGGUUGAGAUGGAGGCCAAGAAUAUGUAUGGAGAAACUCCAUUGCACAUGGCAGCUAAGAAUGGGUGCAAUAAAGCCGCACAAUUGCUUCUUGCUCGUGGUGCUAUUGUUGAAGCCAGAGCAAAUAACGGUAUGACACCUUUACAUCUUGCUGUUUGGUACUCACUACGAGCAGAAGAGUUCUUAACUGUGAAAACAUUGCUUGAGUACAAUGCUGAUUGCAGUGCUAAGGAUGAUGAGGGAAUGACUCCUUUAAAUCAUCUAUCCCAAGGCCCUGGAACUGAGAAACUUAGGGAACUAUUACUUUGGCAUCUUGAAGAGCAAAGGAAGCAGCGAGCCAUUGAGGCAUGCAGUGAAACCAAAGCUAAAAUGGAUGAGCUUGAGAAGCAACUAUCAAAUAUUGUGGGUCUUAAUGAUCUAAAAGUACAACUACGCAAGUGGGCAAAGGGCAUGCUUUUGGAUGAGAAACGUAGAUCUCUUGGUCUGCAUGUUGGAAGGAGAAGACCACCUCAUAUGGCCUUUCUUGGCAACCCUGGAACAGGUAAAACUAUGGUAGCACGGAUUCUUGGAAAAUUACUCCAUACGGUGGGAAUUCUACCUACUGAUAAAGUGACAGAAGUACAGCGGACCGAUUUAGUCGGUGAGUUUGUUGGUCACACUGGUCCAAAAACCAGGAGGAAGAUCAAGGAAGCAGAGGGGGGAAUUCUUUUUGUUGAUGAAGCUUAUAGAUUGAUACCAAUGCAAAAGUCCGAUGAUAAGGACUACGGGUUGGAAGCCUUAGAGGAGAUUAUGUCUGUCAUGGACAGUGGAAAGAUUGUCGUAAUAUUUGCUGGCUACAGCAAGCCAAUGAAGCGAGUAAUCACUUCUAACGAAGGUUUCUGUAGACGUGUGACCAAGUUUUUUCAAUUUAAUGAUUUCAACUCAGAAGAACUAGCACAAAUCCUUCACAUUAAGAUGAAUAAUUUAGCAGAAGAUAGUUUGCUAUAUGGAUUUAAGUUGCAUACCGAUUGCAGUAUAAAAUCCUUAGCAGCAUUGAUAGAGAGGGAAACAACAGAAAAGCAGCGCCAAGAGACAAAUGGAGGUUUGGUAGAUACCAUGUUGGUCAAUGCUAGAGAAAAUUUGGACCUAAGGCUAAGCUUUGACUGUAUGGAUACAGAAGAACUUCUUACCAUCACAUUGGUAGAUUUAGAAGCAGGCCUUCAGUUAUUAACACAGUAAUCAUUCUUUGGCAAUCUAGUAGAUAUUUUGGAGACAAGAUUCAUUUCAACUUACCUCAAUUUUCACCAUUGGAUACACAGGUUUUACAUCUGCACAAUGAGCAUGUCAUGAAUAAGUUUGCUACAAUAGGUCGAUUCUUUUGGGAAAAUUUUUCCGUGUAUUUUGUAAUCGAUAAUGUUAUAUAUAGGCUUUAUUCAUGCACUUUUUUUUUAUCUGAAUAAUGAUUUGUAGACACCUAAUGCAAAUCUAUACCUUGAGAGAGAGAAAUAGAAGAGAGAUAAUUUGAUGAGUGACAUGAUGUUAUAAAGAAGAGAGAGAGAGAGAGAGAGAGAGGGAGGGAGAAAUGAGGUGUCAAAUGAAAUGAGUGUUUAUAAUGUUUAAGUAGUUAUAUAUAUCAUUGUUUAUCUGCCUUUCAUUUUAUCGUUUUCAUUGUAUGCUAUUAUUCAUUGAUGUUGGGGAGUAACGAAAUCUUUAUUU